CCCAGAAAAAUACGUAAAAGAUAUGAAGCAUGCUUCAUGUGAACUGUGACUUGGACAUGGGCUUAGGGUGUUGUUUCCUAGGCACUCAAACCGGAGUUUAUCAUAGAAUAAUCACAGAGCGUUGUAAAUGUUGGUGGAUUUCCGCUGGUGACCCCUCUAAAUUCAAACUAACACUAUCCUAACAUGGAGGGGCGCAAGUCGCCCCUUCUCCUCUAUCAGCGAACCACGCCUCGCGCUGCCUUCUAACGCCGGCCAUAUUGACUAUUUUAGCUAAUCUCUUUGCGGUAGGUUGUAGAGCUUCUGUAAUCAUCACCGUUAUAACAGCGUGCCAUUGGAUGUAAGGCGAUCGCGACUUGGAAAUAACAGUUCGCAUUUAUCUGGACUGUGACUACAUCUUGGGGUGUCUCCUGCCUUUAAGCCGCCUCAUUGUCGCCACCUCCGCAGAAAGAAAAACAGCGUUUGCUGGGGCCUACAAUCCUGUUAUAGAGGACAAGAUUUUCUUCUUUUCUUGAUUACGUGGGAAGGGAGGAGAGGAGACAAGAUGCCGAAACCAAUUAAUGUGCGUGUGACUACUAUGGAUGCGGAACUGGAAUUUGCCAUCCAACCCAACACCACUGGCAAACAGCUCUUUGAUCAGGUGGUGAAGACGGUAGGUCUGCGAGAGGUCUGGUUUUUCGGUCUGCAGUAUGUGGACAGUAAAGGCUACACAACGUGGCUGAAGCUGAAUAAAAAGGUGACUCAACAGGAUGUUAGAAAAGAAAACCCUCUACAGUUCAAGUUCCGGGCAAAGUUUUUUCCAGAAGAUGUUUCUGAAGAGCUGAUCCAAGAGAUAACACAACGUCUCUUCUUCUUACAGGUGAAGGAAGCCAUUUUGAAUGAUGAGAUUUACUGCCCUCCGGAGACAGCAGUCCUACUGGCAUCUUACUCUGUUCAGGCCAAGUACGCCGACUACAGCAGAGACAUCCACAAGCCCGGUUACCUCACCAAUGACAGGCUGCUACCACAGAGAGUUUUGGAGCAACAUAAACUGACUAAAGAACAGUGGGAGGACAGAAUACAGACAUGGCACGAGGAACACAGGGGUAUGCUGAGAGAGGAUUCUAUGAUGGAGUAUCUGAAGAUCGCUCAGGAUCUGGAGAUGUAUGGUGUGAAUUACUUUGAGAUCAAAAAUAAGAAGGGAACAGAGCUCUGGCUGGGAGUGGAUGCUCUUGGUCUCAACAUUUAUGAACAUGAAGACAAGCUCACUCCAAAGAUUGGGUUCCCAUGGAGUGAGAUCCGAAACAUUUCUUUCAACGAUAAGAAGUUUGUCAUCAAGCCUAUUGAUAAAAAAGCACCCGACUUUGUUUUCUAUGCACCACGACUGCGAAUCAACAAGCGCAUCCUGGCUUUGUGUAUGGGCAACCAUGAGCUGUACAUGAGGAGGAGGAAACCUGACACCAUUGAGGUGCAGCAGAUGAAGGCUCAGGCCAGAGAAGAAAAACACCAGAAACAGAUAGAGAGAGCUCAGCUUGAGAACGAGAAGAAGAAACGAGAGCAUGCAGAAAAGGAGAAGGAGAGAAUAGAGCGAGAAAAGGAUGAGUUAAUCGAAAGACUGAGACAGAUUGAGGAACAGACGAUAAAAGCACAGAAAGAAUUGGAGGAGCAAACACGCAAAGCUCUAGAGCUUGAACAAGAACGAAAAAGAGCAAAGGAAGAGGCAGAGAGGCUGGAGAAAGAGAAACAGGCAGCCGAGGAGGCCAAGUCAGCACUGGCCAAACAAGCAGCUGACCAGAUGAAGAACCAGGAACAAUUGGCAGCUGAGUUGGGAGAAUUUACUGCCAAAAUCGCCCUGCUGGAGGAUGCCAAGAGGAAAAAGGAAGAGGAGGCAACAGAAUGGCAGCAUAAAGCAUUGUCCGCUCAGGAAGAUCUGGAAAAGACUAAAGAGGAGCUGAAGUCUGUGAUGUCAGCUACAGCAGGUGGUGCAUCAGAGAACGAACAUGACGAGCAUGACGAGAGCAGUGCAGAAGCCAGUGCUGAGCUCUCUAAUGAUGGAGUUGCUCACCAGCGAAGUGAGGAAGAACGGCUCACAGAGACCCAGAAGAACGAACGUGUCAAAAAACAGCUACAGGCCUUGAGCUCAGAACUGGCCCAGGCCCGUGAUGAUUCCAAGAAGACCCAAAAUGAUGUUUUGCAUGCAGAGAAUGUGAAGGCCGGCCGGGAUAAAUACAAGACCCUACGCCAGAUCCGCCAGGGCAACACCAAGCAGCGUAUUGAUGAAUUUGAGUCCAUGUGAUGGUUGUACAUCCUCUUUGAUCGCCCCACUUUCCACCCUGUAGCCCUAAUGCCUUCAUGGCUGGCUUACAAGCACAGCUUUUACCUGCCCAUACUUCUCCUAUAGACCAAUGAUCCUUGACCUUUGACCCCCUUCAGAGAGGCUUGAGGGACAUGGCUGCCCCUCCCUCAAGCUUUGCCAAAGCUCUCUCUGCCUGUGAACAGCCCAUCAGGCUGUUUCCACGUAUUGAGCUCCUCAUAGCCCUACUCCAGAAUCGUCCAGUUAGGAGCAACUGAACUCUUGAAUGAUGAUUUUGAUUUACUAAAUGCUUGGAAAUAUGUAUUUUAGAAGAGCCUGAGAUGAGUUUAAGCAGAAUUAGUUUUUAUGAAACGGCCAUUUGAUUUUUUUGUUUGUUUGUUUUUUUGGCUACAGCUAUAUGCUCACAAUGUGGAAAACAGCAUUUUUCUUCUUUCAUCCAUUUUGUUUUACUCUGUUGUAGUUAAUUGGGUUAGCAAGUCAAGGUUUGGAAGAAAAGUAUUUUUCAAGGUCAUGUGAAAGUUGUGUGCAACUUAAGAAUCGCAGUGCCACAUCUACAUACCCUGAAGAGCACAAAUAGCGCACCUCCACACCAAAACCCUGACAUCAAAUCAAAUUCAGAGCCACCGAAGUCAAGUGAAGAAUGUAGAAACAGAGGCACCUAUCGUUUGAAUGAAUGUGAACCAUAACCAAAACUAUGGAUAACCAAAGGGAGGCUAUCACUCUUGCUAGCCACGUGCAAACCGUGCAUACAUCUGUAAUUAGUAACGAAGGUCUUGUCCAGUCUAAAUCCACAGUAGUUUUAUUUCUUCAGUGCAAGAUGUUGUUUGAUUUAAGGUUCAAAAGAUGUAGCUCUGAGCCGACAGAAUGUGAUGGAGGCCCUGUGACGGAGCGCUUGUGUUGGGUCCGUUGAUCUUGACAGUAGAAUUCUCCCAAACACCCAGUGUUUCUUGUCCAGUCUCCAUACCGAUGGUUUUCCCUGCCUGCCGGCUCACAAAGGCCAGGGCUAACAGAUGGACAGACAGACAAACUGCUUGUUUUUUGUUUUGUUUUGAUUUAAUUGCAAUAUUAUGGGAAAACUGCUUGAAGAAAUGCAUUUGCGGAAUCGAUGGAAAGUUGUGCACACUUUGUCUCUCUGUUCAUCUCUGUUUUUUUCCCCUUCAUUUUGGUGUGAAUGUAUUAGUACACCUGCAUGCACAUGUGGUUGUUUUGCAAUACCUGUGGCCUUUCUGGCUGGGGAGCAUAUGAAAACAUCAGUCCUGUUCUCAGGACGAAUCGCUACCUCAUUACUGUCAAACAUGGUGACUGGUUAGUCAAACACUUGGUGUACGGCAGAGAGGCAAAUGUUGUCAUUUUCUUCUUUUUAAGUUUGUGUCACCCAGAUCAUAAUAUUGCCGUUUGUGCUUGUUGUUUUUGAGUAUCUCUUGAGAAGUUUACCGUAGGUAGAUGUACUCUCACAAUGAUGCUCUGGCUGGUUAGGGUCAUAUGAAAUUGUUUUAUUUAGCAGCACUAAGAUAGAUAAGUGGCUGAUAAUUUAUCCUCAAGAAAAACUGCAAUUUAAUACCAAAGCUAUCUUGUCAGUAUUUUAUUCUUAUUCAGCAUGUGGAGUCAUAACAACAGUUAUAACAGUGGUAUCUGGUCCUACUGCAGUGUGUUGACUGUUCCAUAAUGAAGUCUUUUAAGAAUGUUCUGCGUUUUUCCCCAUUCUUGAUGAGCCUUCUCUCAAGAUUUUACCCACCCCGAACCUUUUCAAAAUUGUUAACAGGUCUUGGACCUAUGGACUCCUCCAGGCUUUUUUCACCAUGCAAUAUUUUCUCUGCUCAGCUGGUAUGUGUGCUGUAUUGCAGUAGAAACCCAGUAAUCCUCAGUAUUCAUGGCCUGUAUGUCUUUUUUUUUUUUUUUUUGCAUGGUAAAAUAUCUUUAGCAUAUACAGAUAUGUAGGCCAAUAAAAUAGUUUCCUUUUUAUUUUUGAUUAAUAACUGGACUUUUAUUUUGCACUAAUGUGCAAAGAUGUCACUGUUCAUUUAGUGUUUUUAUGCUAACGAAGACAGCUGGGGAAAUGUUUGAACCUUACCUUCAUACCAGAAUGUUCAGGAAAGUUCAAAAGCACUUGUUUCGUCCUGCUGCUUCUUUUUUUCCGAGGCAGGUGUCCAUGAGCGGAUGUAUUUGCCAUAGCAAGAUAAAUGUUGUGCUUCCAUUUUUUUUUUUUUUUUUUUUUUUCUUCUAAAGAUUUCUGAAACAAAACCACCAGCAUUUGCAUCUACUAAAAGGGAGAGAAAAACACUAAAGGUCACGAUGUGUAUUUGUUUGCUUUUUCAUUUGAAUGUUUUUGUUUUAUGUUGUUUUUUGGGGGGGAGGUGGGUUACAGUUUAUUUUUUUCCCCUCUCUCUUUUUGUUCAUAUAGCUUUCUGUUACAUAGGAAUAACAUGUUGCCUGUGACAAAUAUUUG
Onychostoma macrolepis is the source of this 4736-nucleotide messenger RNA. RefSeq names its product radixin. Gene Ontology annotation, cellular component: microvillus; adherens junction; cytoskeleton. Gene Ontology annotation, biological process: positive regulation of protein localization to early endosome; positive regulation of early endosome to late endosome transport; regulation of organelle assembly. Gene Ontology annotation, molecular function: cell adhesion molecule binding; actin binding. Bases 542 to 2272 code for a protein of 576 amino acids. Lineage: Eukaryota; Metazoa; Chordata; Actinopteri; Cypriniformes; Cyprinidae. The record is from RefSeq and is a predicted model, not a curated record. The transcript is spliced from 16 exons.